Molecule: messenger RNA, 3853 nt
Organism: Perca flavescens (yellow perch)
Lineage: Eukaryota; Metazoa; Chordata; Actinopteri; Perciformes; Percidae
Product: NACHT, LRR and PYD domains-containing protein 14
Exons: 11
Coding region: 22-3039 (1005 amino acids)
Molecular function (GO): protein binding
Source: RefSeq, a predicted model, not a curated record
CACAGAGCAUUAGGACACAGGAUGUCUGAGGUAGGACUUGAGAAGAUGAGUGAUUUGAAGGAAGAGGAGGCCUGUCUGUCUAUGAGGAGUGACCGGUCCAUAGUGGAACCUCCAUUCUUCAGUAAUGAACCUGGACCCUCAGGCACAAAAGUUCAGUACAGGAGAGCAGAGUCUGUAUUAUCCGGCUGCCUGUCUAUGAGGAGUGACCGGUCCAUAGUGGAACCUCCAUUCUUCAGUAAUGAACCUGGACCUUCAGGCACAAAAUGGCAGAGGAGGAGGAAUGAUUCUAUGGAGCAACAGUCGUCCAGAUCCAGAACAAGUCCGACCAGCACUGUACUAAUGAUUGGUGGUCAGCAUAAACAUAAGAUCAGUCUGAAGAGGAUAUAUAAAUGUGUGACUGAAGGAACUGAAUGUGUGACCGAAGGAACUAGUGAAACAAGAAGUGAAACAUCCUUCAACAGGAUCUACACUGAGGUCUACAUUACAGAGGGACAGAGUGAAGAGGUUAAUACCCAACAUGAGGUAGUGCAGCUUGAGACAGCUUCCAAGAGGAGGAUCCUCAAUGACACUCCAAUCAAGUGCCGCGACAUCUUUGAGGCCUUACCUGACCAACAGAAACGAAUCAGGGUUGUUCUGAUGAACGGUGUUGCUGGCGUUGGAAAAACCUUCUCAGUGCAGAAGUUCAUUCUGGACUGGGCAGAGGGUUUGGAAAACCAAGAUAUCAGUCUGGUGAUUCCGCUUUAUUUCAGGGAGCUGAACUUGAUCAAAGAUGAGCAGUACAGUCUUCUCGAGCUGCUUCACGUUUUCCAUCCGGCAUUACAGGAGGUCACAGCAGAGCAUCUCGCUGGCUGUAAAGUUCUGUUCAUCUUUGACGGCCUGGAUGAAAGCAGACUUUCACUGGAUUUUAAGAACAGGAAGGUUAUGUCUGAUGUCACACAGAAGUCAUCAGUCAACCUGCUGUUGACAAACCUCAUCAUGGGGAACCUGCUUCCCUCUGCUCUCGUCUGGAUAACUUCCCGACCUGCAGCAGCCAAUCAGAUCCCUCCUGAAUGUGUUGACAGGGUAACAGAAGUACGAGGCUUCACUGAACCCCAGAAGGAUGAGUACUUCAGGAGGAGAGUCAGUGGAGAGCUGUCCAGCACGAUCAUCUCACACGUCAAGACAUGCAGGAGCCUCAACAUCAUGUGUCUGCUCCCAGUCUUCUGCUGGAUCACCGCUACUGUUCUUCUCUACAUGUUAACUACAGACUCGAGAGGAGACCUGCCCAAGACGCUGACUGACAUGUACUCACACUUCCUUUUGGUUCAGACAAAGAGGAAGAAUCAGAAGUAUGAUAAGAAACAAAAAAAGAGUCCACAGGAGCUGACGGAGGCUGACAGGGAAUUUCUUCGGAAGCUGGGUAGGCUGGCAUUUGAGGAGCUACAGAAAGGAAACAUCAUGUUUUACCAAGAAGACUUGCAGCGGUGUGGUCUUGAUGUCACAGAGGCCUUGGUGUACUCCGGAGUUUGUACAGAGAUCUUCAAAAGAGAGAGUGUGAUCUUCGAGGAAACUGUCUACUGCUUCGUUCAUCUGAGCAUUCAAGAGUUUCUAGCUGCAGUCUAUAUGUACCACUGUUACACUAACAGCAACACAGAGGUACUGGAGGACUUCCUUGGGAAAGACUGGAAAUCCAAUAACAGUGACUCAUCCCUGGAUGUCUUCCUUAAGAGAGCCAUGGAGAAAUCCCUUGAAAGUAAAAAUGGCCACCUGGACCUGUUUGUCCGCUUCCUUCAUGGCCUCUCUCUGGAGUCCAACCAGAGACUCUUACGUGGCCUGCUGGGUCGGACAGACAGCAGUCCAGAAAUCAUCCAGAGAGCCAUGAACAACCUCAAGGAGAUGAACAAUUAUGAGGUCUCUCCUGACAGAAACAUCAACAUCUUCCACUGUCUGACGGAGAUGAACGACCACUCAGUACAGCAGGAGAUCCAGGAGUUCCUGAAGUUAGAGAACAAAUCAGAGAAGUCACUCUCUGAGAUCCACUGCUCAGCUCUGGCCUACAUGAUGCAGAUGUCAGAGGAGGUUCUGGAUGAGUUGGACCUGCAGAAGUACAACGCAACACAGGAUGGACGACAGAGACUGAUUCCAGCUGUGAGGAAUUGCAGAAAGGCUCGGCUGUGGGGCUGCAGUUUGUCAGAGGUUGGCUGUGCUUCUCUGGUCGCAGCUUUGAAUUUCAACCCCUCCCAUCUGAGAGAGCUGGAGCUGAGCUUCCUCCACGUGCUUGCUUCAGGAGUGAAACAUCUGUCUGCUGGACUGGAGAGUCCACAAUGUAAAUUGGAGACUCUGAAAUUGAGUAGUGGCAGUUUGUCAGAGGUCAACUGUGCUUCUUUGGCCUCAGCUCUGAAGUCCAACCCCUCCCAUCUGAGGCAGCUGGACCUUAGUAAUAUCAAUCUGGGAGAUUCUGCUGCGAAGCUGCUGUGUGAUCUUGUGGAGAGUCCACAUUGUAGACUGAAGACUCUGGGAUUGAAAAGCUGCAAUUUAUCAGAGAUCAGCUGUGCUUCUCUGGCUUCAGCUCUGAAGACCAACCCCUCCCAUCUGAGCGAAUUGGACCUUAGUGAAAACAGACUGCAUGAUUCAGGAGUGAAGCUGCUGUGUGGUUUUCUGGAGAGACCAUACUGUAGACUGAAGACUCUGAGAUUGUGGUGCUGCAGUUUGUCAGAAGUCAGCUGUUCUUCUCUGGCUUCAGCUCUGAAGUCCAAUCCCUCCCAUCUGAGGGAGCUAGAGCUGAGAGACAACAAGCUGAAGGAUUCAGGAGUGAAGCUGCUGUGUGAUUUUCUGGAAAGUCCACACUGUAAACUGGAGACUCUGGGAUUGAGUUCCUGCAGUUUGUCAGAGAUCAGCUGUGCUUCUCUGGCCUCAGCUCUGAAGUCUAACCCCUCCCAUCUAAGAGAGCUGGAUCUGAGAGGAAACGCACUGCAGGAUUUAGGAGUUAAGCUGCUGAGUGAUCUGAAGAAGAGUCCGCACUGUAAACUGGAGACUCUGAGAUGGAAGUUUACUCACUAACAGUGAUCAGAAAGAUGGAUGUGUUGAGAGGCUAAGCUGUGUCCUGAUGAUCCAGAGAGGUUAAGCAGCCUCAGCUCUGACUGGGUCAAAUUACUGGGAUGACUGGGAUCUCAGAGGGAUGACUGCUCUGAGAUCAGCUCCACGGUCCACCAUCAUCAUCAUCAUCAUCAUCAUCAUCAUCAUCAUCAUCAUCAUCAUCAUCAUCAUCCCUGUGUGUUCCUCUGGAUCUGUAUCAUCAGUGUAUCAGGACUGGUCUGCUGCUGCUCUGUCCUACACGGUCUCUGCAGACACACUAAGACUCUUCCACGUCUUCUGCUUCACACUCAUUCAACUCAUACACCUGGACAAGAAGAUAAAACCUGUAGAAAGUGUGGAUUUAAUCAAAGCUCACUGAAGUCUAAAAACUAAAACACCAUUCUGUCUCUUGUUUUUGUAAAAACACUGAAUAUCAGCAGACUUUUAAUAAUAUAAUUGGUUAAGAAUAAGAAAAAGUCAGUUAAAAGUACAGACUCCAAACAUUUAUCACUGUUAUUAGUGAAAGAUUCUAUUUCAAUUUUCUUAUUUAUUUUUUUAUUUUUUACAGUACUUAAAUAUCGGUGAAGGUUAGCACUUGCAGAGGGUGUUUGGUGUUUUAAGCCCCCAACAUCUCCUUCCAGGCAGCGCUGCGACCGUUGACUUCAAGGCACCUAACCUUAACCCUAACCAUAACCAUCAUAGAUAUAGAACAUAUCUAUGAUAACCAUAGCCAUAACCAUAGCCAUUGCCUAAUCGACUUCAAGGCAGUGCUGCGACCGUUGACUUCAAGGCACCUAAC